UGUACAAGCUUUCAAAGCGAGAGGACAGGACGGGAGCUAAUAUAAACGUGCUGCCCUUCACUCGGGGCUAUCAGGGAGGCUUAAGAAAACAAGCGCUACCUCUGCGGCUGACCUCCACAGCCAUGGCCACGCUGGAGGGCUGCCGCUGCCGAGGCGCAAGCGGCAGAACCAACAACAGCAUCCUCUACAGCAUCUUAAAGAGUGACAGUCUUGCCACCGCGGAGGAGCAGCAGCAGCAGCAGCAACAACUGCAGCAUUUGUUCCACAAGACCUCCACCUCCUCCGCCACAGCCGCCCCUGCAGCCUCUCUGCAGGAGCUCCGGCAGCAGGCGUGCUCCUGCGGCUCGACGCGGCGCCGGGGCGUCCUCCGCUCCCCACAGGUGACGUGCAAAGCCGCCUCGGCCGUCCUGGUCAAGACGCUGCGCUUCGUGAAAAACGUGCCGUGUUUCCGCGAGCUGCCGGAGGACGACCAGCUGAUGUUGAUACGCAGCGGGUGGGCUCCCCUGCUCGUGCUGGGACUCGCGCAGGACCGCGUGGACUUUGAGACCACGGAGACAGUGGAGCCCAGCAUGCUGCAGCGCAUCCUCACGGGUUUACCGGACAGGCAGAGCGAGGAGGUGCCGACCGGGCAGAGCAGGGGGGCGGCCGGGGUCUCCGUGCUGGAUAUCGAAGCUAUCAGAGCGUUUCUGAAGAAGUGCUGGAGUGUUGAUAUCAGUACGAAGGAGUAUGCUUACCUGAAAGGAGCUGUGCUCUUCAACCCAGAUGUUGAGGGUCUGCGCUGCAUCCACUACAUCCAGUCCCUCCGCCGCGAGGCUCACCAGGCUCUGAACGAGCACGUGAGGCUGAUCCAUCGCGAGGACACGACGCGCUUCGCCAAGCUGCUCAUAGCCUUGUCCAUGCUGAGGGCCAUAAGCCCGUUGGUGGUCGCUCAGCUCUUCUUCAGACCCGUUAUAGGGACCGUCAACAUCGAGGAGGUGCUCAUGGAGAUGUUCUACGGAAAGUAGGUCAGCUGCCAGAUGGACUGGAAGGCUCCUAACUUUUCUUUUUUUGGGGGUGGGGGGGGGGAGAAGAUGGGGGCAGAUGAGGAUAAUGGGGACUAAAUUACAACUACUGUAUAAGUGGGAGAUCUUCAAGGACUGUGAAAUAACCAGCGCAGGCCAGAGUGUGUCGUCGGCGUGACAAAAAAGAAAGAGUGCAGAAGGCAAAGAUAUGUAUUAAUUGAGGAAAAACACAAAAGCAGCUGCUGGAAUUCAUAACUUAUUUGUUUUUCUAUGAAAUAUUUUUUGUAUAAUAAAAAGGAU
Messenger RNA from Labrus bergylta (ballan wrasse), 1301 nucleotides. It is a transcript of the gene nr0b1, whose product is annotated as nuclear receptor subfamily 0, group B, member 1. Gene Ontology annotation, cellular component: nucleus; cytoplasm. Lineage: Eukaryota; Metazoa; Chordata; Actinopteri; Labriformes; Labridae. Gene Ontology annotation, molecular function: transcription corepressor activity; transcription factor binding. Gene Ontology annotation, biological process: negative regulation of transcription by RNA polymerase II. The record is from RefSeq and is a predicted model, not a curated record.